AAGACAGAACGAGGAGGCACGCAGCCAUGGAUCUACGGUAUUUGGAGGAUUUGGAAAGCCGUGUCGCCAUACCCAGGGCGAAUAAUUUGGAAAAACGACACCGGAGAACGAACGGCCCGGGGUGUCACUUGAAGGUCGCUGCGUUGUGGACAGCUGGACUCGAGGAGGGGAAAAGCCAAGGUUACACAACGGCAUCCGAGGAAGCACAGAGGCGCGCGGGCUGCGCAACGUGAGUCUGCGCGUGAUCCCGCCGGCCGUGCAGCGCGGCGACCACGCGUCGCUCCUCUGCCAGUACGACCUGGAGAAUGAGCCGCUCUACUCCGUCAAGUGGUACCGCGGCCGCCACGAGUUCUACCGCUACUCCCCCAGCGAAGACCCCGCCACCAAGAUCUUCGCCUACCCCGGGAUACACGUCGAUCACCAAAAUAUCACCUCGCCCAACGCCGCGCGGAGCGCUAUGCGGCCGACCUGCUGCCUGCCGGCGCUGCUCCUGCUGGCGCUUGGCUGCGCUGCCGCCAGAUAGCUCCAGGAUCGCGGCGGCGCCGUCGCCAGCGCGGCGGCGAGGAGCAGAAGCAACGGCAGAGGCAGUGGCAACAGCGUUCUGUGUUCAGUGUUUCCGUUUUUUAAAUAAAGAGAAUUGUAGAUCCCGAUGCAAGAAAAUGUGGGCGCCCAAGAAUCAUGGAAGACUUAAAAAACUAGUCAUGUGAGGAGAAUACAAGUUUAAAAAAAAUAGAGAAAAAAUGAAAUAAGAUUAGUGAAUUUGUAAAGACGUGAAUUCGAGGAAAAUUUAAUUUUUGAGUUUGGAUUUUGUCAUUUCGUUCGGGCAAUAUCUGUGUUCUUGAACAUAACUGAGCCUACUUUACCUUAAUGAAAAUCGAAAAUUGUAUGAAAAAUGAUAUGUUCAAUAACACAACUAAAAUAAUAACGCGAAAUGACAAAAUUUCUUGAUAAAUCCUCAAUAAUUAUCAAUGAUGUUGUGAAAUCAAGACGAACUCAUCACAAAGAGAAGUAUUUGGACACUGAUUGCCGCAUUACGAUUGAUAAAAAAAAUGUUGCGAACUUUCUGAUAUAGAUUUGAAUCUUUAAAAGACAAAUGUUGGAAUUAUUGUUGUACAUAUUUGCCUGUUGUAUAUGGCAACACAUUUUUACAGUGGCUUCUAGAAUAUAAGAGAAAAAGGUUGUCUACCUUAGGAGGAGAUACAAAAAUUACCUAGGAAGCUAGUAGAUUAUGUAAUGAUUAUGAAAAAUACCAAACAGCGGGGUGUCUACGCAUUUCUAGAACAUCUCAACAAAUUAUAUAUUUGAAAAAGUGUUAUGAGAAUUUUACUUUGCAUGAAUUUUUUUGUCAUCUCUCCAAAUAUGCGCGAAUGAAUGAAUAUUUUUAUAUAAUUUGCAAGUACAUAAAUGCGUCCACGACAGCGAGCCGAUAAUCACUAGAGAGGAAAGUAAAAAGAAAAUGGUGCUGAAUUCGCUGGAUGGCGUCUGUUCAUCGCGAUGAGUAGAAGAUGGUUCACAGGUUGUCGUCACGCCUGGCGUGAAGUAAUCAAUUACACCUUCCAAAUCGCCUAACCGCUGCUCUGCUGAACAUUUGCAAUUAUUGAAUGAAAGUUUUCAAAUUGCCACAGCGAUAAUAAAUUUUCUUUUUUUCUCUAUAAUCUGAAUAUUAUUCCAUCUCAAUUACUCCUUGGAAUACAAUUCAAAAUUCUAACUUCCGAAUAAGGAAAUUACAGAGACGUGUUAACUAUUUACUUGCGCGCAUAGUUUAUAAGUUUUUAGAAUCUGCCAUAUUUAGGAAAGAGGGGCACAUUUAUUAUAAGAACAAUGUUUUGUAAAUUUCCUAAAUUUAAGAAAGUAAAACUACCUAGUAUUGUUUUCUUGAAAAUUAUUUGUGGAUUUUAUAAUAUUUAUAUAUUAUUUAAUAUUCUCAACACGUUAAAUAGUAAGUUCGAUAUCACUUCGAUGUCAGUUAAGUUUAAUCAAAUGAUCGAUCACUAUUUCUAAGCCUUCAUUGCUCAUUUCAAGCUCAUUGAAAUUAAUCAGUUCAAUUUUCAAGACAGCAACCAUUCACUUAAAAAAGUGGCUAAGUACAAAAGUUAUCAAUUCGAAGUUAAACUUAUUAGUUCAACAAAUGACAUCACAUUACAUAAUAAUUCGUGUUUCAAAGCUCAAAAAAAAAUUAAAGCAGUUUCGAUAUGUACUAGAAUCUGUCGGAAAACGUCCAGGGAUUUGGGAGUUGAACAGAAGUGCUUACCUGUAUCUUCCAUUGCUGUUCAAAAACAGAGACUUUUAGACAUAAUGACACAUGUUGGACGACAUUAUAUUAUUGACUUUUAUGAACAAAGAUCUGUCUGUAUCCCAAGGGAAUCUAAAGUAAACAAAAUAAUGGCAUGUAUAAUUUGCUCAUACCUUGUGGCUUGUGCCUCUCGUUACGUUUAAAGCCUUCAUUUCAUGUUGCAUUCCCCAGCAAAACGUGAAACGUCAGGCACCAUAAUUUGCACCCGAACGCCACAAAUUUGAAAUUCAUUACUGUAAUCUUCCCGAGAUGAAGGUGUUUGCUCAGCAGAGCGGCGCGGGGCAAGAAAGGGCAAGUUGUUAGGCAGGUAGACACCCCGCCACGACGAGGCCGCGAGGCGAAUCUCCCACCACGAUGCAAACACUCCUCUCUCUCUCCCCCUCUCCCAAGCGCCUUUCUGCGAACGACGCCAAGAAGCAUUUCUGGUCGAUCCAAUGGGCAUUGCGGGUUGCAUAUACUUGCGUUUAUAACCUUUUACGUUCUUUUUCCUUCUCUCUUAUUUGGAUGUACAGCGAAUUCUGAUGAACUUGAUAUCGAAUAAAUGACACUAAAAAU
Molecule: messenger RNA, 2848 nt
Organism: Gryllus bimaculatus (two-spotted cricket)
Lineage: Eukaryota; Metazoa; Arthropoda; Insecta; Orthoptera; Gryllidae
Source: the annotation of a GenBank genome assembly